Messenger RNA from Cinara cedri, 17975 nucleotides. The record is from the annotation of a GenBank genome assembly. NCBI's taxonomy places the organism in Eukaryota, Metazoa, Arthropoda, Insecta, Hemiptera, Aphididae.
GAUGUAUCUUUUUUUUUGUAUGCGUUUCUAACUGUCGUGGUGUCAGAGGAGUGGGGAGACGUAAACAACGCGUCUCAUUCGUUGAAUCGUUUGUUUGUCCGUUAUAACUUACAAUACAAAUUAUCGAAAGUCGGAGUAAGUAGUAAGUACUAAGUUUAAUCUCGUUGUCUCUUGUGUAACUAGUUAAUGAUUUUAUGUUUUGAAUUUAAUAUUUGAUCACGAAGAAGUAAGUUUUUUUUAACAACAAUAAGUACAAUAAUUAUUAGUAAUACCUAUAUUAAUAAUGUGUAGAUAUUCGUAACAACUAUUAAGUAUUAAAAAUUCUACCGUUCCGUGAAUUUAUCUAUCAAUAACGCGUACAUUUCUUUUGACUUUACAAACAUACAUGACGUAAUAUUUAUUAUUGUAAAAUUCAAUAUUCGUUAUAUCAGAGAUUUAUAUUAUUGAAAUUGUCUUUAAGUGGAAUGCCUUUUAAUUUCAGACGCAUAUAAUUUGAAUUGCAUUUAUUUUUUGUUUUGUUACAAUAAAAAAAAAAAAAAAAGACUUCAAUUCUGAAUGUAAUAUUAAAGCUGUUAGUUUUACAAAAAUUUUUUGUCUAGUAAAACGAUUUCGAUUUCGGAAAAACGAUCCAAUUUUUUGCCAACAUCAAAAGAUACGGAAUGCUGGUGUUACUAUAAUUGAAAUUUUUUUCAACAUUUUCAGUAAUUUGGUACUAUAUUCCUUUUUUUCUUGUAAAUUGCUGGGUUUUCAUGGUAACAAAGGAAAAGUCAUAGUUCAUAGUACAGAAUUGUUUUUCGUUUGCAAUGACUUUUUGGUGCAUGUAAUAUAUUAGCAUAAUUUUCUUGUAUAACCUACUCUCCUAAUUACCGAACAGCAACAUGCUCAUGAGCAGUAUCAAUUUAACUAUCGCUUAUUGUUAUUGAUAUUGUGUUGAUUUGAGUAGGUAUAUUUAGAAAUUAGGUAAUUAGGAAAUUGAUUUUAAUGAAUGUUAUAUUUAAAUUAAACAAGAUUUAUCCCUAUGCAUCUGGAAAUCUGAUAUCAUUUCGGAUUUAUAGUUUAUACCAUUUAACAUCAGACAUAUAGUACAUACCUAUAUCUACUUACAUUAUUUUGUUAAAAAGUAAAGACUGAAAAUAUGAUUAUGUAUUAGGUAUAUAUAAUUUAUUUUCAGAGCUUUGUAUCAUUUAAUUAGGUAAUAAGCUAGUAGUGCGUUUGAUUUUAUAUUUUAGAGUGUGUUUGAUGAAAAUAUGUUAUCUGAAAUUAUACACAGUUAAGUUUCUAUAAGUCAUAACAUUAAAAACAAAAAUGAGAAGGUACCUAAAUAAUUUAAUGUUUUCAAUUUUGAGUGUAUGACAUAAUAUUACUUUUUACUAUUUAUUAUUUUUCUCCUUUAUUCUAUACAACUAGGGUCAGCUACUUUUUUUCUCACUCUUCUCAUCUCUAUAUAUUAUAAUUUUUUUAACUACUACUAAAUCAGGUAACAAACCCUUGUAUGCCUCUUUUUAACAACUUUUUCUUUGGCCUAACUCUAUCACCCACCCUUAAAUCACCUAUUUUGAUUUUCUGAUUGUUUUUCCUUCAAAAUACAACAUACAUUCUCAAUAUAUUUUUUUUGCUGUUCUACUGGCUAGUGGCUACUCCUAGAUUAUCUUUUACAUAUUAAUUAUUCGUCAAGUUUUUAAUUUUAUCCAACUUAGUCACACUAAUGAUCAAUAUUGGAACUCUCAUUUCUACUUGUUCCAUUUUUGUUUUAUAUUUUUUAUUUGAUAAAAUCCAAAAAAGAUUAUCUGUAUAAAUUUAAAAAAGACUGACAUGCUUCCCACAAUGGUGAGCUAUUAUUGUAGAUGAAAAAUUUAGAAGGUAGGAUUUAGAUGGGUAUUUAAUUUAUAUCUGUAGGUAACAAAAAAACCAUUGCUAACAAAAAGCAAUUUGGAGCAGUUUUUUUUUUAUUUACGUGCAUAUAAUUUUCCAUUUUCCCAAUCAUAAGUCAGACAAAGAAAGAAAAAUGACAGAAAAAAAUUACAACUUUUUUUUAAAGUUUUAAUAAACUAUGUACUAUAAGAUACUUUGAGUCCCUAUGGAUUGGAUUGGAGAUUUUUUUUAUAAGCCCGUGAAAAUUAAAAUAUUUGACCUUUUAAAUAUCUCAAAAAGUAUCAUGAACAGUCCUUAUAAUCAUCAAAAUAAGCGCUGAAAAAAGCACUUAAAUACUUCAUUAUAAGCACUUAAAAUAUUAAUAUAAGCAAAAAAAAAAGCACUAUUAAAAAUGCAAAAUCAUAUUAUAAUGUUUGUUUUUAUAUAGAAAUAAAUUGUAAAUCAAGUUAUAAAUACAGUGUACUCCCGAUUAUCCGUGGAAUGGGAUGGCAGGAUAUCCACAGAUGAACGAAUUCCGCGGAUAAUCCGCAAAAUUAAAUUUUAACCCAAUUAAGCCCGAUUUAACAGAUAAUGAUGUACAAUGUACAUUCAAGGGUCUAGUAUUAAAGGAACAUAACAUAAUGUGUAUUAAUAAAGUGUAUUUUACGUCGUUAUCGAGUUAUCGACUAUGAGAAAUUCACAACCCAAUUAAACCUAUAAUGAUUUAUAAUGGAAAGAUACAGUACGUAUAUAUUUUUUUGUAUACAUAUAGGUAUGUAGACGAUUCCGUGGAAGACAGCGGAUUAUUCGCAACGCGGAUAAUCCGCUCGCGGAUAAUCGGGAGUACACUGUAGUUUUUCCAAAUUACAAUGUUGGUAAUUUUAAUCAUCUAGGAUUCCGAUUUGGAGAUAAGCGAGUAAUUAUGAGUCUGAGUUUAUUACUAGGAAUAUAAUACAAAGCAGAAAAAUUAUUUUUAAUUCUAGUUUUAUCUUGAACAAAAACAUAAAUAAACUAAAAUGCUUAGGUUUUUGUCAGUGGCAUCUGUCUUAAUUAAGUAUAAAAAGCAAAAAUAAUUAGAAAAAACAAGAUUUGUUUAAAAAAAAUCGAAAUAAGAUAUAAAAAAAGCACUUUCAAAUUUCAUAUUUGAGAUCAUGGUAACAUGACGUGAGUUAACUUGACACUCGGCUAGAUUUUAUGUUAAUUCAAAAAAUUAAGCAAAUGCUAUUAGUUCCAAACUUUGAUUAUAUAUCUUAAAAAAAAGUUUCAAACAAAAGUUAUUUAUUAGAUAAUUUACAAAAAAAGACAUUGACAGUUAAAAAAUAAAUAAUUUUUCUCCUUUACUGUGUUAUUAAUUUUUUUAUAUUGUAUUAAAUGUAUUUUUGUUUUACAAACUGAAGGUGAACAAUUUAAUUAUUAUAAUAACAUAAUAAAAUAUAGUACAAAUUAGUAUUUUUAAAACUUGGUGUCAUACAAAUAAUUUGUAAAAUAAAAAAAAGAUUAUAAUUUAAAGUUAAUUAUGCUAUUUAGAAGAUUAUACUUUUAUGUUUAAUACUCUUCUUUUACAUUUUCGAUAUCCUUUUGUUUAUCUAAUAAUUGUACUCAUUUAUUUUUCCUCUAUGUAAUAAAGCUGGUGUUGAAUCUCAUUCAUUAAGCACAUGAUAAAACAAUAUUUUAUUUAUCAUAGGUUCAUUAGUUUUUUAUAUAAAUUCAGUACUAUAAUUUUUUUUCCAAUUUUACCAGAGCUAGGUUUUAGAAAAUACAUAUUAUUUUCUCUAGGAGUCAAAGCGAUGAGAAGUUCUAAUAAGUCAAUGUCCUUACCAACCAAGAUAAUUUUAGGAUGAUAACUUCAAAUAUAAGUGUGAACAAUUAAUGUAUCAUCAUCAUCAUCAAUAUAAAAAUUAUUUGGCUCUAAAUCUAGUUUUUUAUCAGUAUUAUAUUAAUAAAAUAUGCUGUUUAGAUAAGAGUUUUUACAUUGUGACUGACCAAUCAUUCCCCAUUCCAUCACUUAAAUACUAUUUUAAUUUGUUAUAAGUUUUAUUAUAUUAUUAUAAUAAUUAAUUGGCCACCUAUAAUUUUUAAAACAAGCAUAUAUUUAAUACAGUGUAAAACAAAAUUCAACACUAGAAAGAGAGAAAAUAAUUAAAUUGUUUAUUAACUGUUAAUUUUUAAACAAGUAUGUCUUAUUAUGUUUUAAGACUUACUUUAAUAAAACUUGAAAAAAAAAAAUCUUGGUUUGGUUUUUUUCAACUAUUUGCAAAAAUGUAGUCUCACCUAUUAUUAUGAAAACCACUUGAAAAAUCUAAAAAAUUAUUUUAUCCACAGAGUACUUAACAAAUAAAAAUGUACGUAAAACCUGAGGAAAAUAAAAUGGCUAAAAUGUUUGAAAAAUUUUACCAUGUCUAGCAUAUAAAUUUUUUGUCCAAAUUUCAAGUCCAUUUAAGUCUCAAAUAUUUUUAUCUAAAUCAUAAAAAACAAAAUUGAAAAAAAUACAUUUUAUACAUUUUUCUGGUUUUCCUUUAUUUUUAUAGGUUUUUACCAUUUAUUCUAAAAAUGACUUUCCUUCAGUCCCCAGAUAAAAUUUCCUUUUAGAAAAAGUUCUACACUUGAAAAUUGGAGCAAGAUUUUUUGAUAGAAAAGUUGUCCACUGAUAUAAAAAAAGUAGUGUAAAAAAUAAACAUUGUAAAACCAAGCUAUACUCUAUUUUGAUAAAAAUAUCAAAAAAAUUGUAUUGUUAUUUAGUUCCAGAACUUUUUGAACAUACCUCAUAUAGGAAAUUCCAACUAACUUUCUUUAUGUUAAUUAUGCAUUGUUUUAGUUUACUAAAAUUUGGUAAAAAUAUCUGGAAAAUCAAUAAUUUAUAUAUAUAUAUGAUAUGAACAUCAAUUAUGUGCCAUUAUGAACAUUUUGAGGAUUUGUUCAUUUAUGGGAAUUUAUUUCCAAAUUUUUAAGUUUUACAAUUGCCAAUUAAAAUGUUCCUCAUGUAAAUCUAUAAUUGUUGUAUCUUUUACUCAUUUUGAUAGUUAUUCUGUAUAGAAAUAUUAUAAAAACUAUACACACAAAUAACUAUGAUUUUAAUUACCAUCGGUUUUAAUCAUAUACAUUUCACCUUAAUUACAAUAUACAAUUAGAAAGUUUAAAUUAACUUAUUUUGACACAGAAAGACAAACAAAUUUGUGUUAAUUUUUUUUUUUUAUUUUAAAAAAAAGUUAAAGGUGUUAAAGAAAAAAAUUCCAUGAUCAUCCUAUGAUAGUAGUAUUAGUACUAUAGUAUACCAUUAGUAGAUAGUAGCCAGUAUUAUGUAGUUUAUAAUAUUAAUAUUACUAUUGAUUUAAAGUGAAAUAGUGGCUAAAAGUUUUAUCAGUGAAUUAUUUUAGACUAGGUAUAAGGAGCCAGUCUAAACAAAAAUGUGCUUAAUAAAUAAAUUGAAUUAUAAAUUAAUCUUUAUUAUUUAUAGAUAAAUAUGAAUGCCGCAGAUACAUCUGAUGCUUUAGAUUUAACUAAAGAAAAUAUAAAACCUUUAAAACAAGGUAGAAAACCUAUUCAAUUGGAAACUGCAUUACAAGCACAAUCAAAUUCGGAAAUCCAACAAAAAUUAAAUAAAUCUAAGGAGUAAGUUUAACAUAUAAUUAAAAUAUAUAUGUCUAAUUCACACUGGAUAAUAUGAUAAAAUAUUCUAUCAGUAAGAUUUUAUAGUGUGUAAUAUUUGUAUGAUAAUACUAGUAUACUAUAAAAAUAUUAUAGUCAUAUUGUCAUCACAGAACAUCCAACCAGCUAAUGUUUUGUAUCUCAUUUUGUACUAAUGAUUAGACCAAUUUAUUGAAAAAAAAUUUAAUUAAAAACAAAAUUGGGAUUCAAGAAUUGUAAAAAUGAUUUUCUUCAAUUUUUUGGUUUUAUAUUAAUAGUUUAAAUUUUUUAAAUUAUAUACAUCUUUAAAAAAAAAAAAUGAAACUUGGAAGUUAGAUAUCAUAUUCCCUAUAAAUCUCUUUAUUUGAGAAGUAAAUCUAUUGUUCCAAACGUAACCAAAAAUAUAAUAUCAAAUUAUACAUUUUAUUGUACAAAAAUCUGAUUGUUUAAAAAUGUAUUGUAUAAUAUUGGCUGAAAAUAGUAUUCCUAUUUAAUUGUAUGUAUUGCUAUUGGAGUGUUAUCUGUUUUUAAUAAUAUGUGAGUUAGACCACAUUUUUCCUAUUAGUUUAUGUCAGUUAAGUUAUUUGAACUAGUCAUUAUAAUAUUUUUAAGAAUCCUUUAAAUUAACUUCUUUGGGUAAGUUAUAUUUUACCUUUCUACCUACUUACUUUUUACUUAAUUAUUUAUGUACCUAUGAUUAUCAUAAAUCAAUUGGAAAUAAUUAUGUAUGUAUGUGCAAGUACCAAUUUCUGAAUAUGUACAUAAUAUUGAGUAAAUGCAGUUAAUUAUAUAUAUUUUAAUAUUUCAGUUUAUUUGAGAAUGCCAUUCGGUUGUAUGAAGGAGAUGAUCCAUUAGCUCCAAGAUUAGAAUAUAUUAAAUGGCUUGAACAAAUUUAUCUAAAAACUGGACCACAAAGUAAUCUUAUGCCACUAAUAGAAGAAACUGUACACAAAUUUAAAAAUGAUCCAAAAUACAAACAAGAUCCUAGAUUUGUUGAAAUAUUGGUCAAUUUUGUAAAUAUAUUUUUAUAUUAUUAUUAUGUUAUAUAUUAUAUUAAUUUAAGAAUUUGUUAUUUUAGAUAGAAAACCAAUCAAAUGCUGUUGAAUUAUUUCAAACUGUUUACAACCAAGGACUUGGGACAAUGUGUUCUUUAUUUUACCGUGCCUGGGCUGAUUUAUUGGACAGAUACAAUGAUUUCAAACGUGUAGAUCAAAUUUAUUUGCUUGGAAUAAAAUCUAAAGCCCAACCUCUUGAUGAAUUAGAACAAGCUCAUAUGUAAGUUAUGCUUAUUUUAAUUAAAUUAAUUUUAAUAUUAUUUAAUUUUAUUGUUUAUUAUAGGCAAUUUCAGUUAAGUGUGGCUAGGCGAUUGCUUAAUAACGAUUUAACAAAUGAAGAUAAGAACCCCGAUCUUGAAAAAAGACAAGCUUUCAGUGUUUUAAAAAAAAUUGAAACACAUAGUGGUGUUCGACAAGGUUUAGGAGGUGCUGUUGGUAAGAAACCACAAAUGAAUAAUAAUAAUGAUAAAGCACCUUCUUCUGUAAAAGUUUUUGAGGUAUAAAUGUUGUGUAACAAUUAAAAUUUGGUUGAAAUUAUUAUAGUUAUUAUAAUAAAAUAUAGGAUAAUGAUGAAAAUGGACUGUUUGGAAUGGAGGAUAAUAAGUUUGAUCUUGUUGCUUCUAAAAGUUUAAAUAAAGAAAACACUAUAAAACCUGGCCCAUGGACAAAGCCUAAAAAAAGUCACAAAGUUCCAAAGCCUGUAUCCACAGUAAACUUCGAAGGUUUAGUUUGUUUCCUAACUAGUUAAAAUAUUUAAGUAUUUUAAUACUUAAUACUCAAGAUAUUUAAUGUUUUUAGAAUAUAUACAUGUAGUAUUUAUUUUCAUUUGUAUUUGAUUUCAGUACACCAAGACAAUAAUGUAGAAUGUAUUUCUAAACAAUCUGGUAUUACUAUGCCUAAUGCUCUUCGUAAUAUAAAAGGUUGUACUACUUUAUCAUGUCCAGUUGCGAUUUUUGAAGAACCAGACCCCUCUAAAAGACCAAUGUAUUGUAAAGAUAAAGUGAGUUCAUUAAUAGUUACAAUUUUUUAUCAAUGUAAUGAACAAUUUUGAACAUAUCUUCAAGAUUACAUAUUCAUCAUUUAAAUUAAUGAAUAUUGGUUUUUUCUUAGGUAUACGCAGCUGGCCGAGACAUACAAAUUGAAGAAAUCCGAUAUGAAAUUUUUUUAAAACAUGAAGCAGAAAAAAGUAUGUUUUUCACAUUUAUAAUAAGAAGAUUGAUUUAAUCAAAUAUAUUAUGUUAUUAGAUUUAUCAAAAAGAAAACAUCCUAUGAAAUUCCCAACAAAAGAAAAUGUAGUCAAACCUUCGAAAAAAGUUGUCCUACAAGAGGGUUUUAAGGUAAAUAAACUGAUUUUUAUAAUACACAAGUAUUUAUAUACAUAUUAAAUUAUUUUUAAUUUAAUGUUUGAGAAUUAAUAUUAUUCUAAUUCACUUCCACUUAGCAUUGUUUAAAUAACUUAAAUUAUGACAGCGUAUUAAAAUUAUGCUUAAAACCUGCUUAUUAAUAAAAUAUAUUCCUUAAAAAACCAGCAGAGGCAACUUGCUAUAAAGAUUCUCAUUUAACUUAAUAUUUAUAGAUUGAUAUAAAAUAAAUAAUAAAUAAUACAUUUUUUUUAUAAGUGUAGUGUGCAUAUUAUAUAUGUGUAUUAUUUAUUCAUAAUGUUUCAAUAUUGUUAUUUUAAUAUAAAUUUAAAUUAAAUUUGUGCUCUAUUGGGUUCAGUAUUUAAAAAUAUGUAUUCUUGUGGCUGAUUGCUAUACCAAUUAAAAUGAAUUUUUUUUUAAUUACUGGGCCUCACUGAGUUAAAAAUUUGUAUAAAAGACCCAGAAGUUAUCUUGUUUAUAUCAUGUUAUUAAUUAAUACACACAUACAAAUUCAAAAGUAUACGUUUAUACAGCAAAUUUAAACAGUAAGUAAAUGAAUGAAAAUUAAAAUUAAGGUAUUUAAACAUGAUAUAUAGAUUUUAUUGCAUCCUGGGUUCUGCUAUUUUUAGACAAAUUUAUUUGUUGAGUAACUAGUGUUGACCUCAUGUUUUAUUGGGAACAAUAGAUUAUGGUUUUUUUGUAUAUAAUGUACAGAUUUUUAGAUAUAGUUUAUUUAUAUUGAGUACACUAAAAUGUUCAAAUGAUUUUUAUGUUAGAUGUAUCCAAUUUUUAUUACAUACAACAUUAUAAUUUGUGUUUCGCUAUUCCUGAAGCUGUAGAAGAUGAAAGGUAAUAGUUUCUUUUACUUUUGAUAGUUGAAAAAUUAAGUAGGUAAUACAUAACUCUCCUAUAGAAAUUGUUUUUGAAAAGUUCAUAUCAAAAAUUAAGUAAAUAUUUUGGGUUCUAUUGUAAGCUUUAAUAUAUAUAUUUUAACCUUAGAAUGGAAAAUACCUACAUUAUAUUUAAAAUAAAUAAAUUAGAUACUUUUUUAAAUACUUAGUAAAUUAAUAGGUGUAUAUUAAUAAUACAUAAGCAUUUUAAAACCUUUUUGGAAAAAUCAAUCUCUUUUAAAGUAGCAAAAGACUUUUUUAGGAGAGGAAGGGGCUUGUAGAUUUUGGGAUGAAACUGCUUCACUUUUGAGUUUUAAAAAAUUUCAAUGUCUUAUUGAGUUUAAAAUGUAAAUAUUAGUUGUGAAUAUUAAUGAAACUAAUUGCUAAUUGGUUUAAAUUUUAAGACAAUAUAUGUUACUAUGAACCUGGUGUAAGUGAGUAGUUAAGUAAUCAAAGUUAGUAAAAUGUUUUAAACAUGUGCAUAUUUUUUUUUUUUAUGAAAUUGUUUUUUCUAUAUCUGCUGUUUAUCUGUUUUUUAAUUUUCAUAAUAUUUUACCAGAAUUUUCUUUGGUAAAUAAUGAAAACUGAUAUAUUUUUUUUGAGUUAUGAGUACUAUAUUCACAUAUUGUACAGUAAAGAUUACUUUUUCUUUCUUUUUAAAUUUAGGUAAUACCAUCUUCAAACAUAAUCAACAUUGAAUAAUUAAAUUUUAACAUUAAUAGGAAGUGGUAUUUAUAUAAUUACAAACAAUAAUACUUUAAUAUAAAAAUUACUAUUAUUUUGCUAUUUUUGCAAAUAAACAAAAUGGGUAAAAGAAUCAUAUUAUUUUACUGUUAUCAUAAGUUAUCUAUCCUACUUUUGCAGCCAUUUGUAUAAUAGUGUUAUUUUUCUGUCUCAAUAAAUACAAACUAGAAUUUCAGUUAAACAUUUUAAUUAUAAAAGUUAAAUUUGGAGAUAUUUUAUGAACAGUACUCAUUUUUAUUGAAAACUAAAUGUCUAUAAAAACUUUAGGUACCAUCUCGUGCAGAUCUUGAUCCUUUGAGUCAAUCUGUUACCGUUAACACCAGAGUUGCAAUUGAUUUAGUACAACAAAUGUGGAAUAGUCCUUGUUCAGGUAAAAUAAUUAAAAAAGAAAAAAAUGUAUUAGUAUAUUUUAAACUUGAUUUUUUUGUUGAAAUAGACAAAGAUGACAAAGAUUUGAAAUUAAUUCCAAAUAAUAUAAAACCAAUUCCAUUUAAUGAAUUUGAAAAAGAAAACAAAGAAAUUCAAUGUUCAUCAGAUUUUAUGGUUUAUGAAGAUAAUAAAAUUCCAGUUAAAAAUAUUACUAAAGUACCCAAACUUAUUGACCAUGUUAAAUUUUCUGAAGAGUGUGAAAAUAAAAUUGAUAAUACACCAAUUGAGGAAAAUAACAAAAUGCCAUCAUCAGAUUUUAUGGUUUAUGAAGAUAAUACAUCUCCAAUUAAAAAUACUAAUGCUGAAUUACACAGUCUUGUUGACCAUAUUAAAGUUUCUGAAGUCUAUGUUGAUGAAAAUGACAAAUCACCAUCUGAAAAAGAUAAUGAACAAAUGGCAUCUUCAUCAGAUUUUUUGGUUUAUCAAGAUAACAAGAAUCCAAUUCAAAAUGCUGUUGCUGAAUUGCCUAGUCUUGUUGACAAUAUUAAAGUUUCUGAAGUAUAUAUUGAUGAAGAAGACAACCCCUCAUCUGAGAAAGUUAAAAAACAAAUGCCAUCUUCAUCAGAUUUUAUAGUUUAUGAAGAUAAUAAAACUCCGAUUCAAAAUGCUGUUGCUGAAUUGCCCAGUCAGAUUGACCAUAUUAAAGUUUCUGAAGUCUAUGUUGAUGGAAAUGAUAAAAUGCCAUUUAAAAUACCAAAAAAAUGCUAUGGUGAUGAAAACAAUUCUGUGAAACAAACAAAAGAAGUUGUUAAUGAUAUUCAUGUUUAUUCCAAUGAAAAUAAGUCACCUAUGCAAAAGGUCCAAAAUGUAAGUAAUUUAUGUAAAGGAAAGGUAUUCACAGUGAUAUCCUACUAUUCUUUUCAAAUAAUUCAUUCAGUUUUAAUGUUAUUUAAAUGAUAUAUGUAUAUAUUUAAGGAUUCAAAAUAUUAUUGAAUAUCUAAAAAUAAAUCUUAAGUCAGACUUUAAUUUUAUACAUAACGAAUUUAUAAAAAAAAAUUUACUGUGACGUCUUUUGUACAUAUUACAAUAAAUUAACAUAAGUACUUUUUGUAAUAGAUUUUCAAUCUUGAAAUAACUUAAUUUUUAUCAAAAAGUAAAGAAAAAAUAUGUAACUUUAGGGUAUAUAUUUUUUAUUAAAAAGAGUAACAGUUUUUUUUUUUAAAUUUAGUAUACAUGUUACAUAUUUUUCUUAUUAAUGUAAAUGAACAUAUAUAUGUUUCCUAAUGUUAUUAAUGGAUUUAUUUUUAUAAUUAUUUAUAUAUUGUUAAAAAUUAAGUUGUUUAUAAAUCCUAAGUAUUAAAAAAAAGUUUAUUUAUAUAGGAAUACUUUUAUGUUUGAUGUUAUUUCAUUGUAAUGUCUCAGUGUAUAUAAAGGAUGGCCACAGUAGGAUAAUUAACUUUUUUUUACAAAAAUUAAAACAAAACUUUAAGUUCAUCUAUUUAUAUUUAGAUAAUUAUUAAUUUAUUAUCAAACCAAAAAUAGGUAUUACAAAUAGGUUUGUGAGAAAGUAAAAAUAAGUGAUAUAAUUAUCAUCAUAAUAAUCUCAUUAUGUCCUUAAUGAAUUUUAUUUAAAAAAAACUCAAUUUUUUCAAUCAAAGUACAAAUAAGAUUCUUAUUUGUAUCAAAAUAUAAAUAAUAAUAUUUAAAUUUAAAUUAAACUUGUUUUACAUAUCUUAAAAAAGUUUGUAAAUUAUGAUAAUAUUUUUAACAGUUUUUUUUUUUUUUUGUUAGCUGUACAAAAUCAAAAACAUGUGAAACAUAAAAUUUAUUGUAAUUAUAACUGAUGUAUAAAGUUUUUUUACUUUUUGGUUUAGUAUACUAAUAUUAUAUCCUAUGUAAUGGUAUUAAUUAAAACUACUGACUUAAAUUAAUUAAACCGUAUCACUGAGUCCCAUUCUCAUUGUGUACACUUGUCUCCUUUAAUUUUAUGAUAUUUACUACUUUUCAUGACUAAUGUGUAUCUAACUAUAUAUUUAUUCAUUUUUAGUUGAAAUGAUAUAAUUUAAUUUUGAUUUCUAAUUAAUUGUGAUAUUACCAACUGUCAUAAAUGGAUUUUAAUUUCUUCUAAUAAUAUUUGUGCUCAUUUUUUAGGUUAAUGUAAAUUAUGAUGAUAUUACUUGUUCAACAAAAGCGUUUGCAUUUCUAUUGUCAAGUUCAACACCAUUAAUAAAUGGAGGGUCUAAAAGUAGAAAUUAUACUGAAAAUAAAUUGCAAUCACUCAAGUAUGUGUAAUUAAAGAUUCUUAGAUAUUUUUGUUAAAUAUUGUGUUCAUUAAAAAAAUUUAAAAUUCUAAUCCAGUUUUUUUGAUAUUUUAGUUUAUCUAAAUAUUUGUAUUGUUGUUAUUGUAAUGUCUUUCCAAAUUUGUUGUUUAGGCUAAUUGAAAAAGAAGAUGACAAAGAAUUAGAUGAGCUUCCACUGGGAAAACAUUUGAGUAUGAUAUUAGAAGCAUCUAAAGAACGAAAUAGUAAUUCUUCAUCUGGAAUAACUUCUACAAAUUCUAUUACAAAAUUAGAACAACAAUCUUGUAUUAACUUUGGUAAUUUUUUUUUAUAUGAGAUAAACCAUUAAAGUCUUUUAUAUGCUUCCAUCAAACUUCUCUAUCUAUCCUGCUCUCCUGUAGUUUCCAUUUCUAUUCAUCUGUCAAUAUCUGAUAUUAUCUUCUUUACCUUAUCCAACUACUCUUUUGAUAAUUAUAUUUAAAAAAUAAUAUAAUAUACUGGUGUUCCAUGAAGAUUCCUGAGAUAAAGAUAAACAAAUUCUGAUUUCUAUUUUUAAUUGUAUGGUGUUAAAGACUACAAUUAUUUAUAUUUUAAAUUUUGAUAAAACAACAAAAAAAAAAAAAAAAUACUUAUUUAUUUUAUUAUUAUGGACAAAUUUGAAGAUAACCAUUUUAUAUAAUUUAUUAUUUUGAACCUUACUUAUUUUGAAAAGUACCUAUCAUUAUGCAGCAAGCUUUUAUCAUAUUCCCUUAUUUAUUAUUAUUGCUAUUUUAGUUAACUGAUAGCAUCCUUUUUUCUUUGAACUUUUUUAGAUAAUUAAAAAUCAUGAAUUUAAUGAUAGUUAAAAGUUAAAACAUCAACAUUUUCAGUAGAAUAAACUAUAAAAUAGUUAUCUUCAAAUUUUAAAAAAGUAAUAAAAUUAAGUUAUUUUAGAUUCUUUUAGAAUGUUUUGAUAUUCUUAUAUUAAUAUAUUCUUUGUUAUACUCAGAAUUGUUACUAAUCAGUGUUAAGAAGAUGUUUAUUUUUUAUUAUGUUAACACUUUUUAACUGUAGGGAAAACCAGUACAAUAUUGAACAAAUAUUAUUAAAAACAAUAUAUAAUACCUUUUUAAUUAUUUACCAUAAUCGACACAUAUAUAUUUUUGACAAAGCAUUGUUCUGGACUGAAUUCCACUCAGAAUUUGUUAGCAAUGGUUUAUUGUUGUUUACAGAUAUAUAUUAAAAUAUCUUCUGUAUCCUAACUUCCCAACUUCUCACCAAUAGCAUUGACUGCAUCCAUUGUGUAAAGUUUGCCAGUCUUUUUUUUGUUUUUAACCAAAAUUAAUUGAAAUAUAAAUAUUUAUAAUCUGUAUCCCUAAGUGUAAUGUAAAAAAUACAAAUAAAAUUUGAUUAUCUUUAUUAUUUCCAGAAACAUUAAAAUGGGUAUUUUUGAGAGACACUGUAUAUAUUAUAUAUAUUUAAAUAGUUAACACAUUAUUUGAUAUAAUAUUAUCUAUGUUAUUUUAUUAAGGUGAUUAUGAUAAUCCUUUUGAUGAAGAUUUUAAAACUCAAUUAUUAAAAAAAGUAGUUCAAUUUCCUAAUGAAUAUCAUAUGUCUGGUUAUAAAGUACAUGAAUCUGAAGUACCAAGUAUGCGAUCUGAAUUCAAAUUGGGUAUGAAUAUUAUUUGUAAUAUAAUAUAAUUUAAUCUUAGUUGAUAUAACUAAUAACUAUCUAUACUUAACUAAUAUUAUUACAUGUUUAUAGAUCAUAAUAAAAUGACAUUUAUCUGUGAACUUGGUAAAGGGUCAUAUGCUCGGGUCAUAAAAGCUCGCUCAGAUGAAAAAAAUAGUGUGGAGAAAGCUUUUAAAAUUCAAAAACCUGCAUGUGUUUGGGAAUGGUAUAUUUUGAAAGAAAUUCAACACCGCCUUAAGGAUUCAGAGAAAGUAAAACAAACAUGUUAUUUUGAUGAUUUUAUUUACAAAUAUUAUUGAUUAUUUUUUUUUCUUACAGAUAUCUUAUUUUGUAAACAUGGACAAUAUACAUGUAUUCAAAAAUGGGUCAAUAAUUUCUAUGGACUAUGCUAACUACAGUACACUGUUAUCAGUGAUUUUAGCUUAUAAAAAAAAGUGGGUAAGUAUUAGUUAAAUCUAAAUAGCUGGUAUACAUAAUAUUAAUAUGUAUAAGGGUUUUUAGAAAUAAGAUUUUUAAUAUUUAAUUGAUAAUACCUACUCUAUUUAAAAAUUUUACUUAUUAUAUUAUAAUUUUUUACCUAUUAUAUUAUUGAAAAAGUUAGUAAUUUGAAAUUAAAGUACUUAUACUGUUCUCAAAAUACUUAGUAUAAAUGUAUGUUAAGAAAAUGCUUAAAAUUCUACUAUGAAAAUUAUUAAAAUGAUAAUUUUCUAUUUCUUCCAUACAAUAAAUGGGAUAUAAAUUUAUAAUAUUUUAUUGAAAACUUGCUAGUUUGUAACUGCCACACUAAACAUAUUUUUUUCAGAAUCAAUCCAUUCCAGUAACUAUUUCUUCAUUAUUUGUGUCCCAAGUAUUAUCUGCUGUCAAAUACCUUCAUCAAUGUCAGAUUAUUCAUGGAGACAUAAAACCAGAUAAUGUUAUUGUAAAAUCAUUGUAAGUUUCAUUAAUGUUAAAAAUAAUUUAAAUUAUUAAAUUAAUAAAUUCUCUCCUUUUUUUAGGCCAAAUACAUCAUUUGACACAUGUAUUCAGUUAAUUGAUUUUGGACGCAGUAUUGAUUUAAGCCUAUAUCCUCCUGAAACAACAUUUACAUACACUGUGAAAACUGCUGAUUUUAUUUGUCAUGAAAUGAGAGAAAAAUUACCAUGGACAUACCAAGUUAUUAAAAAAAAAAUAAUAAUUUAAUGAAAUAUUUUAUAAUGGAUAUGUUUUGCAGACCGAUUACUAUGGAGUGGCAGGAAUUAUUUAUAUGUGCCUUAUGUCAGAUUAUAUGAAAACUCAAAAAAUUCGUAAAGUAUGGGUUCCUUUGAAACCAUUUCCAAGGUAAAAAAUAAAUUAAAAAUGUUUACAUUUUUUUAUAAAAAAAUACAUCUAGUGUAAUAUACAUAUAAUUUUAUUUGAUAAUAAUUUUGAUGAAAAUCUUAAAUAUUGUGGCUUUUUAAAAUACUGUUAAAGCAGUUUUCACGACUUCUUAAAAAAAACUUUUUGAAAAUUUUAAUGAAUUUUAGUCCUAAAAGUCCAUUGAUAAAGGUGUAAUCACUUUCAUCCACCUGCCUAAGAUAAAUUGAUUUAAAACAUUACUGCAAUUAAAAUUGGUUUAAUCCCUACCCGAUAAAGGACCAGAAAUGUAAUUAUUUGUAUGUAUUUCAAUGAUAAUUUUAGUCAUAUUACCAUUAAAAUAAAUACAAAUAAUAAUUUUUUUGGUCCUUUAUAGGAUUGGCAGGGAACCUAGUGGUAAUUUUAUCUGAGGUUAUGUUUUCAAUCAAUUGAUAAAUCAAAUGUUUACAUCUUAUUAAUCCAUCUUAGUAUAUAGUAUAUACUACAGAUGUAUCCAUCUUUAUCUUAGAGAUGAAUGUUUAUAUUUUAUAGUAUUGAUAAGGAUUAAUGUUUUAAUAUUUAAAUAUUAUAUACAUUGCACCAUUGUUAAAUAUAUAGGUAUGAUCACAACUUUGUGAUACAUAGGUACAAUGGCCAAUGGUCAUUCUAGGUCUGGUCUGGCAGUGAUUCUCAUUUUAUUUCAAUCUAGCUGGUAAAUAAAUAUCACUGCCAGCUUUUCUCUCUAUGAAAAGCUAUGGAAUAAACAGUUGUGAUCAUACCUUAUUAUAUUUUAGCCAUGCAUUGUACAUUACUUUGAACAUAUAGCCUUCCAAAAUAGUAUCUUAUUACUUAUUAUAUCAGUUCAAUUUGGAAGACCAGUAGUUGUUCGAAAAAUGAUAAGAGUCUCAGGUACAAUAGUUUUGAAAUGUUGCCAUUAUCAACAUAAUAUUUUUUUAAAUAUUUUAUAUAAAAUAAUUUGACAUUUUAAAUAUGUGUUGCGCCGAUUUCAUAAUUUAUAUAAUUAUUAUAUAAUAUAAUAUAUCUUAUAAGUUAUUAUAAAAUUAAAACUACUUAAUCUGUAAUAUCCAUACAUAAAUAAAUAUAUUAAUACAUUACAUUUCAAUAAAUUAAAGUUUAUUUAUCUCUUAAAGCUAAGUUUGUUGCGAGUUAAAUUAGUUAUCAUCAAUUUCAAAUGAUUUAAAUAACACUCAUCUAUAUACUAAAUCUUUAAAUAAAUUAUAAAAUAUAUCAUUUUUCUGACAUAUAGGUAUUAAUAAAUUUUGUCUUAUAGUUAUAUAAUUAUUGUAAAUUUAAUUUUUACAAUUAUUUUAGCAAAUAUUCUAUCUAGUUGUAUCUAUAUUAAUUUUUUUAUUUCUUUGUAAAAGGUCUUUCAGUUAGUGAUAAAAAUGUCUUAUCAUUUUCAAAUAACUACCAGUCACCCAUUUAAUUUGUAAACAGUCACCUUUUAGAUAGUAUUGGCGAUUAUUAUUAUUAUUUUAUAUGUAUAGACUAUAGCCAUAGAUAUUAAAGAUCUUUAAUAAUGACUAUAUCAGUUGGCUAUCUAGUAUUUUUAUUUAUCUGUGGUAUAUACACCCAGCGCCUGUUAACAACAAACUGAAAGUCCUUCAUUGAAUAGACAUAAAGGGCUAAAAACUGAUCAAUGGUGAAAGUUGUAAUUAAUCCUGUCAUCAAUACUUAUAUUUGAUGGGGUAUUUUAAUUUUCAAUUGUUAACAUUCUCAGAGUAAUAAAUGAUAAUACUUAAACUACUUAAAUAAAAGAAGAACUAAUUAUUAUGUCUGCUAAAUGUUAUGUACCAAAUUGCCAUUCAUUGGUAGUAUUAAUUAACUUCAAUAAUAAUAAUAUUAAUCCAUAAAUGAUGACCAUGUAAAAAAAAAAAUUAUAUUUUAAGUGAUUAAAUCCGUUAAAUAAGGUAUAUUUGUACUUAAUGUAUUUGUUAAUUCUGAUAUUAUUUAAUUUAAUUUAAUCUUUAAUAAUAAAGUAGGUUUUAUUGGCAAGUUAUUUAAUGCACUUAAAUAAAAAAUUUACUAUUACAUUAAUUCAUUGGUUCAUUUUUAUAUAAAUCCCAAUUUAUAUGUUUUAUAAUAAAGAUAUAUUAUAUCUUUAUUUGAGAUAUUAAUUAUCUAGCCCUAAUAAAAAAAAUUGAUGCUUGAAAAAUUCAAAUGCUAGUUACAGAACAAAGAAGUUUUGUAUAGCAAUUAAUAAAUGCUCUGUGUAUACCCUAUGUAUGUACAUUGUAUCUUUAAUUUAGGAUCACGAUAUAUAAACAAUAUUGAUGGACCAACCAGUUAGUUAAAUUAUUAGUACUAUUAGCCUUAAUUAUUGCAGUUAAUUAGGUGUUAUAAAUUAGUAAUAUUGAUGAUUAAUUUAUAUUACAUGUUGCAACUGCCGUUAAAAAUAUAGUUUAAAUGAGAUUAAAGAUGAUAUAUAUUUAUGCUCUUUGAAUAAUUUGUAUAAUGUUUGUGCAACUGAUCAGUGAUUUACCAAGCCAUUAGUUAAUUAUUAUUUAAAUAUUUAUGGAAUGGUUUUUAUGCAACCCUGCAUAAGCCUUUUAAUUAUAUAUACAUCACCUAUAUUGUUUAAUAUAACAAAUUCAUAUUUUAUUUUAUUUUUUUAGAUACAUAGACAAAAGUUUUUGGGAUCCUAUCAUUUCUGUUUUACUGAAUAUCAAAUCAUGCGAAAGUCUACCGAAUUUGGAUGAAAUUAUUGAUAAACUGAAGAAAUAUAUUUCUUCUCAACAGAAAGUAGUAUUAAAUCAUAACUUUAUUAGUUUAAAAAAUGCUCUUAAAAACAAUUAAUG